AUGGACUCACUGCCUUCUUUUGCCCCGUGGAAAGUCUCUAAAAUAGAAUUUAAAGGCUAUAAGACUGUUCAUCCCGUGGAGCUUGUUUGGCGCGAUGCACUGGAGGUUGUCAAGCAACUAUUCAGCGACCCAACUUUUGCAAACCACAUGACCUUUCACCCUCACGUCGCUAACGUCGAAAAUAAGUGUGAAUAUGGAGACUAUAUGAGUGCCGAUAUGGCAUGGAAAAUUCAGGACCAUCUCCCGUUGGGUGUGACUCAAGUCCCAAUAAUCUUAGGAUCCGACAAAACUCCCAUAAUGCGACUUACCGGAGGAAUUGAGAUGCACCCGGUCUUCGUUACCAUCGGUAACAUUGAUUCUGAGGUUCAUUCCAAAGCAACAUUACGAGCUUGGCGCUGCAUAGCCUACAUCCCUGUCGUCAAGUUCCGUGUCCAUCCAGAUUACCAGUCUAUUCUCCAAGCCAGACUGUGGCAUAAGUGUAUGGACCUUGUUUGCGCCAACCUCAAGGCCGCAGCGAAGGAUGGCUGCUUUAUGCCCAAUCCUUCCCGUUACAUUUGUCAUGUGUUUACGCCGCUCGUCGCUCAUGUGUGCGACCUACCAGAGGCUACUAUGAUUGCUGCAGUCAGCAAAAACUCAUCCCCGCUGACUAUGACAACACAAGCGGAUUUUGGCGAUGGAAUUCUCCACCCCCCUCCGGCCAAAGCCGUUAAUCUAUCUGGUGUUCAUAUGCCACACUGGCACGAUUGGAUGUUUGCAUGUCCGUCCGUUUUUCUCGCCGGUGAAGUGCUGCACACUUGCCAUAAAUUCUUCGCGGAUCAUCUACUGAAAUGGAUCAAAGAAAUUGUAGGACAUUAUGAGCUUGAUACUCGCUUCAUGAUGACAGGCCACGAGCAUAGAGACAUCCAAUGCACUAUCGUUGCAUCAAUCGCAGGGGUCGUUCCACCCAGAUUCAUUCGUGCAAUUCGUGCCCUCAUGGAGUUCUUUUACCUCGCACAGAAUCCGGUUCACUCACCUCAAUCACUUCAGUCAAUGGUUCAGGCGCUUUCAGAUUUCCACUCUUUCAAGGACACUAUUGUCCAGGCCGAGGCAAGGAAGGGGAAGAAGGGUAUCAAAGAGGAUUUUUUCAUCCCCAAACUCGAGCUUCUGCAGAGCUUCGAUGGUACAAUUAAGAAAUUGGGCACUUUGAUGCAGUUCUCUGCUGACGUGACGGAGCGGCUACUUAUCACACAUUGCAAGGACCUUUUCCCGCGGACGUCCCAACAAAUCAAAGAUUUUAUGGAGCAGUGCGUGCGGAUUCUUAAUCGCCAAGAAUCUAUGGAAAUGUUCGGCCUGUACACGCUGCUGACUUCUCGCGGGGCGUCACUGGUUAAUGCCAUACAUGCCGAAGAUGAAGAUAUCACAACUACCAAUCCUGCACUCUCCUGGGUUUCCCGAGUUCUUCCUGAUGAAGUCAGGUCAAUCCAUGGUCCCCGACCAGUCCGUAAUCACUUCCUCAAAGGUAUUCUCUCUGAGGAUGCGCUCACCACUUUUCAACUCAAUGUCGCACCUGAUUACAAAUCACUCUCACUGUCUGAAAUACGCAGGAAAUAUGCAGUCCUCGACUUUGAUCGUGCGCUCGCCAACUUCAUUUGUCAUUCCUCGGUUUCCAGUGGUGAACAUUCCCGCUGGGACCCCAAAUAUGGGCGUUUCCAGGUAUGGCACAAGUUUCGAUUGCAACUUCACUCGGCCUUCCAGCCCGAUGAUUUCCCCUUGGGAAAUUGUGAUUCUGUUCUCAUUGAUGCCAUGGGCACUAACGGCAAAAUGACGAGUUAUAUCGCACAGGUUCAACUCAUUUUUCAACCAAUCGUUCGACGAGGUUCCAACCUGGAACUACCGUUGUAUCUCUCCGACCCACUGCUCUACAUCCAAUUUUUCUGCUUCAUUUCUAGCCCUGAUGAUCGUCCCGAGCUCACGAUGUGGACUGUGGAGCGCGCAUACACGCAGGACGAAAACGGUAACCACUAUGUGACGCAUGCAGUUGAAUUAAUUCCAGUUUAUGGCGAGGCAGUGGCUAACAGCGUGUCCUCUGCGACUUGUUUGGAACACUAUGAAUGUUUCUUUCUGAAUAGCUUCGCGGACAAGGAGAGUUAUCAUAUGUUCAGUACCAAGUUUGUAUAG
Messenger RNA from Suillus fuscotomentosus, 2157 nucleotides. RefSeq lists its product as uncharacterized. The transcript is spliced from 7 exons. Lineage: Eukaryota; Fungi; Basidiomycota; Agaricomycetes; Boletales; Suillaceae. The coding region runs from base 1 to 2157 and encodes 718 amino acids. The record is from RefSeq and is a predicted model, not a curated record.